Asterias rubens (European starfish) is the source of this 2068-nucleotide messenger RNA. Its product is annotated as neurofilament medium polypeptide-like. The record is from RefSeq and is a predicted model, not a curated record. NCBI's taxonomy places the organism in Eukaryota, Metazoa, Echinodermata, Asteroidea, Forcipulatida, Asteriidae. Gene Ontology annotation, molecular function: RNA binding. Bases 156 to 1445 code for a protein of 429 amino acids. The transcript has 6 exons.
CUGAACACAUGUGGCCUUUAAUGAGAAACGUGUGCGUCGUGACUGCUGUACAUGUAAUGUGUGGAUGUGAAACUUCGUUCUCAAUAAAUUGUUAACGAAACAGAGCACAAAAAGGUUUCGUAAGUUGCCUCAUCGAGCCACUGUUUGUUACGACAAUGACGAAAAAGGGAGUGAGGAAGUCGCAGUCUCAAGACGAGCUGGCCAAGGAGCUCUUCACUGAAAGCAAAACAAAUAAUGAGGCAACCCCACAAAAGAUAAGCACAAAGAAGACUCCGAAGUCUGCCAAGAAGCGGAAGUUUGACCAAAAGAGUGACACCGAAAAUAUGGGUGAACUAACCAGUGGUUUGAAUCAAGAAGUGACUGUCCCAACGGCAGAAACGACCAUGGAAACGCCCAAGUCAAUGAAGAAAACUCCAAAGACAAAAACUCCGAAGACAAAAACUCCGAAGACAAAAACUCCGAAGACAAAGACGCCUUCAAAAGAAGCUGGGGAAAAAACCAAAGACGAUGACGAGGUGACAUUCAACUUUGAGGCAAGGAGUGCCAAGAAAUCAUUGAAUUCUGAUUCGUCUUCAGAGAAGGUACGGAAAGCUGCAGGAAGCGAAGAUGGCAAGGACAGCGAGGAGAUGAGUCAACCUAGUGAUGUUGUCAUGGAAACAACAACACCUGCUCCAGAGACGGAGGACGUUCCUAUGGAAACUAAAGAGGCGGUUGCCAAGGUACCUCUUUCUGAGAGGAACCUGGUGAAGAGGCCAACUUCAAUCAAGGCACGAUCCAAGAAGAGAAAGUUAUCGAAACAGAAAAAGGGUGUGUCUGCCCUGGAAAACGACGAAGAUGAUACAAAUGGCAUUGUCUUCUACUGUGGGAAUCUGCCACCCGGCAACACCAAAGAGACCCUGACAAUGUUCUUGGAGGAGGAAGGUAUCCAUCCGAAGAUUAGUCUGAGCACUGUGAAGAAAUGGGACACCAAGGACUCCAUGGCGAAGCUGACCCCGAAGCAGCGUGGCCACAAGAAAAACAUGAUGAGGGCAGCCAAAGCUCACUUUGCAACGAUCAUCGUCAAGACUGAAGAUGAGGCCAAGAAGCUUCUAGAUCUGCAAGGCAUCUCGAUGCCUGCCCCAAUUCGGAACGACUGGAGCACCAACCUCAAGAUAAUCAGACGCCUUCCGCUAAUAAAGAACCUUCCGUACAAAGUCCACAUUGGUGGUCUCCAUAAGGAGGUUGUCGAGGACGAGCUGAAAACCUACUUGGAGUCAAGAGGCGUCAAACCGGGCAAAGUGGUCGUCAUCCGUCGACAUAAAACGAACGAAUCCAAGAGAUAUGGUUUUAUUUGGUUUGAGUCGGUGAAGGAGGCAGACAGAGCUGUGGACCUCCCUGAGCCAACGCUAAGGGAGAAACCUGUCAAGAUUCAUCACAGCUUUAAGAAGAAGUUUAAGAACUUCUAAAGACUGUCGUCUCCUGAUAUAAAUUUCACAUUGACCUGGGCGAUUAGUGCGACAAGUAGAGACUAUUGAAUGCUUAGUGGUGUCGCGAAUAUCGUUUUUUUUUUUUUAACGACGUGGUUAAUUAUUGUGCAGCCACGACUACUACAAAAAUAGUCGCGACUACGGAACCUGUUUGGUGAACCAUUUGUGUCGCUCACGACUAUUCACAACAACAUAAUUUACCUAUGAAACACAAUCGGACAUCAGUGACACAAUCCUCCAGCAUGAAUGUUGCGUUGUCGCAGUGCCCAGUUUCAUGAGCAAACUCAGCGUUUCCUGCAAACUUUCAAAUACCUCCCAUGACCGGUUGUUUUGUUCAAAACAAAUUCAACACUUAAGUUUGAAUAUUUUGUGUAACGUUACUGCAAACAGAACAGUAGCUGUCUGUUUUUGUUUUGCAUUUAUGGCUUUCCAUAUUUGUCUAACCUCGAUCCCCAAAACCUCGGGCUCUGAACUUGCAAACGGAAAGGUCUAUAGGGCAGAGGUUGCCCCACCCUAAAAUGUUUCCCUACUUUAAAGGCACUUGACACCUUUGGUAAUUGUCAAAGACCAGUAUUUUCACUUGGUGUAUCCCAAGUGUUCCC